UCUCCUCUUCUGUGUCUUCUCCCGUGAGCACCUCCACGGCACCACCACACCAACCCAGACUGGUCGUCACCGCUUGGCCAGUAGGAAGCUCCCGUCGGCCUGGCUAGUCCGGCACGUCCGCCCUUCCUCGCGUUUUGGGUUCCAUCGGGAGCACCACUUCUCGCUAGAGUCCAGCUGAGCUCCAUGGCUGCUUUCUGGUUGGUGCAGUUGUUAAUGCUGGCCGUCACUGCUGCCUGGGUACUUCGUACAUGGAUAGCACCAAGAAGGUUCGGCAAGAAGGCACCGCAGACGACGACGUACCCGCCGGGGCUGGAGCCGUACCCGCUGAUCGGCCACAUGCCUCAGAUGAUGGCGAACCGGCACCGCUUGCUGGACUGGAUGACCGAGGUCCUCGCGCGCCAGCCCACCUGCACGAUCGUGCUGCACCGGCCAGGCGGCCUGCGGGGCGCCAUCACCGCGAACCCGGCGAACGUGGAGCACUUCCUGCGCGCCAGCUUCGACAACUACCCCAAGGGGCCCCGGGUCGUGUCCCUGAUGCACGACUUCCUCGGCCGGGGCAUCUUCAACGCCGACGGCGAGGCCUGGCGCGCGCAGCGGAAGGUGGCCAGCCACGAGUUCAACACGCGCUCCCUCCGCGCCUUCGUAGCGCGCUGCGUGCACUCCGAACUCCACGGCCGCCUCCUCCCGCUGCUGCGCCGCGCCGCGGCGUCGGGCGCCGGGCUCGACCUUCAGGACGCGCUCGAGCGGUUCGGCUUCGACAACAUCUGCCGCGUCGCCUUCGACCACGACCCGCGCCAGCUCCCGGUCGACGGUGAUGAUGACGACGGCACUGCGCCGGCGGACGGCGGCAGCUUCGCCGGCGCGUUCCGCGACUCCGCGAAUCUCAGCGUGGGCCGGUUCCGCUACGCCAUCCCGGGGUUCUGGAAGGUCAAGAGGGCGCUGGACGUGGGGUCCGAGCGGCGGCUGCGCGAGUCCAUCGCCAUGGUGCACGGCUUCGCCGAUCGCAUCAUCCAGUCGCGCCGGGAGGAGAUGCUGAGGGACGGCUUCGAGAAGCACGACCUCCUGUCGCGGUUCAUGGCGAGCCAAGACGAGAGCUUCUCCGAGUCCGAGGGGGGCCUCCGCGACGUCGUGACCGGCUUCCUCCUCGCGGGGCGGGAGAGCACGUCCUCGGCGCUUACCUGGUUCUUCUGGCUGCUCUCCUCGCGUCCCGACGUGCAGCGCCGCAUCCGCGACGAGGUCGCCGAGGUGCGCGCCCGCCGUGCACAGGGCGAUGCCGAAUCCGUCGUCGGGUUCGACCUCGAAGAGCUCCGCGAGAUGCACUACGUGCACGCGGCCAUCACGGAGUCGAUGCGGCUGUACCCUCCGGUUCCUGCGAACUCGCUGCACGUGCAGGCGGACGACGUCCUCCCCGACGGCACGGCCGUGCGGGCGGGUUGGUUCGUGGGGUACAACUUGUACGCGAUGGGGCGGAUGGAGUCGGUCUGGGGAGAGGACGCGCGGGAGUACAGGCCGGAGCGGUGGCUGAACCCCGCCGACGGGACGUUCAGGCCGGACAGCCCGUUCCGGUUCGUGGCGUUCCACGCCGGACCGAGGGCGUGCAUGGGCAAGGAGAUGGCUUACAUCCAGAUGAAGUCCAUCGUGGCGAGCGUGCUGGAGGAGCUAGACGUGGCGGUGGACGGCGCGUACAGGCCCCGGCAGGUCGCGUCGCUGACGCUGCGGAUGGCGGAAGGGCUCCCCGUGACCGUGAAGCCGAGACGGGACUGACGAGACUGCUGUUAUAUGACUCCGAAAACCGAUCUCUGCGCCAGGUUAAACCUGUUUUGCAUCCGAUCAUGAGAAGCUUAUCAGCGAAAAUUCCACCCAAACGUCUUGCUUGAAUUUCGCUAAUCUAAAAGCUGCUUAGUAGAGAAGCAUCUGAACAACAACGUCGACCUCAUAUUCUUGUACGCGGAUCCGAACCAGCUUAUCUCCUAAGCCAGGCUAG
Messenger RNA from Setaria italica (foxtail millet), 1984 nucleotides. Its product is annotated as cytochrome P450 94B3. Lineage: Eukaryota; Viridiplantae; Streptophyta; Magnoliopsida; Poales; Poaceae. The record is from RefSeq and is a predicted model, not a curated record. The transcript has 2 exons. Bases 184 to 1764 code for a protein of 526 amino acids. Gene Ontology annotation, molecular function: iron ion binding; heme binding; oxidoreductase activity, acting on paired donors, with incorporation or reduction of molecular oxygen.